Molecule: messenger RNA, 1225 nt
Organism: Vigna angularis (adzuki bean)
Lineage: Eukaryota; Viridiplantae; Streptophyta; Magnoliopsida; Fabales; Fabaceae
Product: 50S ribosomal protein L5, chloroplastic
Exons: 3
Coding region: 253-1062 (269 amino acids)
Biological process (GO): translation
Cellular component (GO): ribosome; cytosolic large ribosomal subunit
Molecular function (GO): RNA binding; structural constituent of ribosome
Source: RefSeq, a predicted model, not a curated record
UUCACGGUUUGUUUAGUUUUCGACUCCUUAUCCAUUCUUGGUUUCUUGCAUUUUUUUCCCCCACACCUUACACUCAUAAAAAACACAAAUUCCUUGCAUAGGCGUUGGUUGGCCAAGAUUUUCUCUCAUCCCACGUUGUUGAUCUUCGUAAAUAGGAUUCAACACAAGGGGCAUUUUUCAACACUGCCCUCUAAACCCCUUCCACGCUAUCCAUCCAUAAUCAGCUUAGAGUGUGAGCACUGAAUAACCACCAUGGCCACGGCUCCUUCGCUUCUACACUCAUCCGGGUCCUCAUUUUUCGCUCAAUUUCGUGCAUUUCCAUUAUCUUCUUCCACUUCAGUGUUCCCUCAUGUAAAAAGGCAUGGGAAUGUGGUGGUGCCUGUGAGGGCCUCUGAUUCUGGGGUUGUGUUGGUGGAGAAAUCUGACGCAGAGAAGACCAAUAGGCUCAAAACAGCAUACACUGAGAAAAUAGUUCCCUUGCUCGUAGAAGAGUUUUCUUACACCAACAAGCACCAGGUGCCUAAAAUUGAGAAGAUUGUGGUUAACUGUGGUAUUGGAGACGCUGCACAAAAUUCCAAGGGUUUGGACGCGGCAAUAAGUGAUCUAGCAAUGAUCACUGGGCAGAGACCUGUGAAGACUCGGGCUAGGGCUUCUCUUGCCACAUUUAAGAUCAGGGAAGGUCAACCGCUUGGGAUUGCUGUAACACUAAGAGGAAACAUUAUGUACUCAUUCCUAGACCGAGUCAUCAACUUGGGACUUCCCAGAACAAGAGAUUUCCAAGGUGUGAACUCCAACAGCUUUGAUGGGCAUGGAAAUUACAGCAUUGGCGUAAAGGACCAGGGUGUGUUCCCAGAGAUCAGAGCUGAUGUUGUUGGCAAGCCUAGGGGAAUGGACAUCUGCAUCAACACAACGGCUAACACUGAUAAAGAAGCUCAAAGAUUAUUGGCUCUUAUGGGUAUGCCCUUCAGAGAGGGAAGUGGUUCUGUCGGGGCGGCCGGACGGAAAAAGAAGCUUAAGUCUCAUCAUUUUGAUUCAAAAAGGGGAGGAAGAGGAAGGAAGUGACAUAGUUUUGAUGCAAAAUCAUAGGACUAAAGUGAGGUUGGGAACCAGAAGAGACUGUGUUGUAUUCCUUGUUUCAUUCAGAUGUAAUGUUAAUAAGUUACUGAUUCUUUUUGUAUGAAGGAUUUUCAUGCUUUAAACUAAUGUCUCUGAAAGCUUGUGAUCA